AUGUCCGAGUCUCCUCGCACAGAAAAGGAGCUGUGCCUGACCCGGUACAGCACUCCGGUCCCCGAGCUGGAUGACCACCGCUAUCACAUGGAUGCUCCCCGUAUCGAGGCCCCCAUGGACGAAUCGAGGCAGACCAUGGCCGCUCAGCCACGGCUGAGAGGAUCAAUGACGCCCGAGCGCCCCGAUCUGCUGCAGGCGCACGAUGCCUUGCACGAUGCGACCACCAUCUUCCGAGAUUUUGAGCAGGCGGUGGUGGAUGAUGACCGGUCUGACAAGGAUGUGGCGGUCAUGGGCCGGCGCUUUUCUGUCGACCCGACGGCCAAUUUCCACACUCCGCAGCGCAUCAGCUGCAACCAGCCGGAGCUUGUCAAUAUCGCCAACAUGGGCACUAUCUCUCGAGCCUCAUCAGUGUCCGCUCGGUCCUCCUCGCCGCCGAACUCGGUGGAUGCCUUCGCCGACCCCCGACGCCGCGAACGAGCCAACACAUUGGAAAGCCAGAAAGCGCCGGACCUGGAAACCAUUCUGCAGCUGCAGCGCACCAUCUCAGGUACCGCCCCGCAGGCCCGGCGUCCGACCUUCACCAAUACCGAUGCCGCCCGGCCCACGGCGGGCUCGAUCGCCUGUGAGGUGCCUGAGGAAGCUUGUGUGCCUGCCUAUGAGGAACCAGGCCGCAUCCCUGUCAUUGACUAUGAGGAGCUGGAGGAGUUCGUCGCUUUGAACGAAAGAACGACGUCAAUUGUGAGCCACCACCGCCGACAUAGCCUGAGCUCCCGCAGUCAAGCCCCUCGGAUAUUUCAUGACCUUCGACCUAAUUCGAAGGUCCCGAACGUGGACGAGUUCAAGAAGGCCGAUUCUGCUGAUUCGUCAGAUACCUUUGACGUCAGCGAUGAACCCGAAAAGCCUAAGGUGAUUGAUGAAAAGAAGCUGGUGGAGACCCUUCCGAACAUCAAUCGGCCAACUCGUUUUGGAUUUUUCUCAUCUGAGUCCCAGAGCACCGUCCACGCUACUGAAUUGGGAGAUUUGGUGCUCCCAGGCGAAACUUUCCGGGACCUCUUUGAGCUGGGCCCGGAGGGAGGUGUAUGGUGGUUGGAUGUGGUCAACCCCACCGAGGAAGAACUGGGUGCCAUCUCUCGGGCUUUCAAUAUCCACCCUUUGACCACGGAAGAUAUUCUGACGCAGGAAGCCCGCGAGAAGGUCGAGCUUUUCAAACAAUACUACUUUGUCUGCUUUCGCACGUUCUAUCAGAUGGACAAGACUAGUGAGGAGUUUCUGGAACCGGUCAACUUCUAUAUGGUGGUCUUCCGUGAUGGAGUUCUCACCUUCUCUUUCGAAGAGAACCCUCACUCGUCGAAUGUUCGCAAGCGCAUUGGAAAGUUGCGUGACUAUGUUUCUCUUAGCAGUGACUGGAUUUGUUAUGCUAUGAUUGACGACAUUGUUGAUAGCUUUGGUCCCGUUAUUCGUGACGUUGAGGCCGAGUCCGAGGCCAUUGAGGACCACGUUUUCAUUGCUCGGGUUGACGAUUUUGAGUCAUUUCUUCCACGCAUUGGUGGGCUGCGCAAGAAAGUCAUGAGCUUGAUGCGCCUUCUGGGCGGUAAGGCAGAUGUCAUCCGUGGUUUCUCUAAGCGUUGCAACGAGCAGUAUUCAGUGACUCCGCGUGGUGACAUUGGUCUGUACCUAGGUGAUAUUCAGGAUCACGUCGUGACCAUGAUGUCCAAUCUGGCACAUUUUGAGAAGAUGCUCAGCCGGUCACACACCAACUAUUUGGCCCAGCUGAAUGUCACCAACCUUGUUUUGGGCAACCAUGUCAAUAAGGUCCUCAGCAAGGUCACUUUGAUUGCAACUAUUCUGGUCCCGAUGAACCUGAUCUGCGGUUUGUUCGGCAUGAACGUCGAAGUUCCCGGAAAGAAUACCGGAGGACUUGGGUGGUUCUUCGGUAUCUUGGGUGUGAUGGGAGCGAUUGUCGUUGUCAGCAUAGGUCUUGCUCGGUGGCAGAAGCUGCACCGCCUUGUCUCCCUCCAACAUUCGCGGCCGACUACAUGCAGCCGACCGAAUUGCGCUCUUCAGGAAGAGGUCUGCAGCUGGUGUGUCCAACCACCGCGUGUCCUUGACCCUGCCCCCAACUCCGCCCCUCGACUUCCACUCUCGAAAAACAACUCCCCUAAGCCUGCCUGUCGUCCCGCAAACGCCACAAUUCCGCUUCUCAUGCGCCUACAAUACGUAACCCUGCAGUGCUUCCUGACUGCACAGGUUUUUCCCACCGUAUCUCUUCUAUUCCUUGUCCUUGGGAGCGCAUCCGGUAGUCAUGCUACGGGCACCCGAUCGUUCACUCAAGGGUCAGAGAGCAGCCUGAUCGGCGGGCCGAUCAUUAGUGAUGGAGCGGGAUUCCCUGUCGCACUGGACUCAUUCAAUGGACUAGAGCUUCGGGAUACAACAGGAGAGGAGGGGGACUCCGCCGAGCUGGACCUCGUCCGGAGGGACUACCCUAGUGAUGGUACGUCGCUAGGAAACAACCAGUACCAGAACGGUACGAUUGAGAUUGGGCAAAUACUAUAUUUCUUCGUCACAAAGGAGGUGGUAAACGGGAACAAGUCUACGGGAUCCGUAUCUGGGUUGCCUGCACACCUGAGCUCUCGUGGUCUAGAGUACGACUCCUCCAAUUUGCGACAAGAGCUAAGGAAACGAGAGGGAGAGUUAGUGAAGCGCGAUACGACCGUUUAUCUGUCGAUGACGACGUGCAGCAAGCCGCAAUCCAAUUCAUCGACAGCGCCGGGCUCAUUUCCCCAGCUUGAGAUCUAUUACUCGACCUCCGGGCUUGAGAACCCCGGGCCAGGGAAAGAUGACUCGGAACAAACAAUGAUCGAGGCGAGCGGAGGCUUUGCGAAUGCCAGCAUCAAUGCUAGUGGUGAUAUAUUUAUCGCCUUGGUAGCACCUAAUUCGACGACCUAUACUGGGUCUUACAGUUAUGAAAUUGCAGCAUCUAUCGACGCCCCCUUCCACAGCGUCAAUGACGACGAUGCGUUCCUGUACUUUGUUGAUGCGGAUAAUUCCGCGGCACUCCUUGUGACCGAUAAUCUGACGCAGUCCGAUGCAAACUCGACCAACUAUAAAGAAUGGAUGAGCAUAAAACCGCCCUACAUGAUGUUCGCUCACAACGUCAAUAGCACAGCUCUGGAUGGCCUGCAGCGUUCUUUCUGUGCGCUGAACAGGCUAGCUUCGCUGGGACGGAUCAGCAAUUCAACCACUGUGGGAAUGACAUCACGUGGACUCGGCAGUAAACCAAAAGAGCAAUUCUAUAUCCAGGGGCUCAAUCGAAGUUCCACGUACGAUGGUAUUCUCGCAAUGCGAGGCAAUUCAACAAGCUGGGGAAACGGCAUUGUUGGCGGUGGUGGGCAGGUAUGGAAGGCGAUGAACUUUACCACCAAGACCGAUGACAAUUGUGCUGUGCUCUAUGACCUCGAUUUUUGCUCAGAAGUUGCCUAUGCCGUGCCAUCGAACCCGAACAAGUCUCUUAAGGAGCUCAGCACCAUGUACGACAACUAUGCGUCGAAAUACUACAAAAACUUCACAUACUCGUUACAGCAGGUCCAGUGUUCAGCUGACCAGGAAGCAAUGUAUUCGCUCUCCGUUACCUGUGACGAUUGUGCCUCCGCGUACAAGCAAUGGCUGUGCAGCGUCAGCAUCCCGCGAUGCGCUGACUUUACCAACAAUGCGUCAUACUUAAUGGUGCGCAAUGCCGGGCAGGACUUUAUCAACGGCAGUUCGUUGCCUGCAGAUAGCAUCUACCGGACAUCGGCGGCCACGAACAAGAGCCGUAACGCGCUGAUUGACGCAGAAAUCAAGCCUGGUCCGUACAAGGAGAUCCUGCCUUGCCAGGAUAUCUGCCACACGCUCGUCAAGACAUGUCCGUCUAACCUAGGAUUCGGCUGCCCAACGGGGAAGUAUCUGAACUCAAGUUAUGGAUAUCGCUCCUCGAGUGGCGAUGUCACAUGUAGCUACCCCGGUGCGGCGUAUUAUUUGAAUGUUGGUGCACGGCUGGGAGUCUGGGGCAGCGUGUCUGUGGUUUCUCUAGUCUGGGGGGUUUGGUGUGCUUUCCUGUAA
Molecule: messenger RNA, 4098 nt
Organism: Penicillium macrosclerotiorum
Lineage: Eukaryota; Fungi; Ascomycota; Eurotiomycetes; Eurotiales; Aspergillaceae
Product: magnesium transporter CorA family protein
Exons: 4
Coding region: 1-4098 (1365 amino acids)
Biological process (GO): calcium ion import across plasma membrane; intracellular magnesium ion homeostasis; magnesium ion transmembrane transport
Cellular component (GO): plasma membrane
Molecular function (GO): calcium channel activity; magnesium ion transmembrane transporter activity
Source: RefSeq, a predicted model, not a curated record